Messenger RNA from Bombina bombina (fire-bellied toad), 6747 nucleotides. Its product is annotated as NADH-cytochrome b5 reductase 3. The record is from RefSeq and is a predicted model, not a curated record. Gene Ontology annotation, molecular function: oxidoreductase activity; FAD binding. The transcript has 9 exons. Bases 131 to 1036 code for a protein of 301 amino acids. NCBI's taxonomy places the organism in Eukaryota, Metazoa, Chordata, Amphibia, Anura, Bombinatoridae. Gene Ontology annotation, cellular component: mitochondrion.
UCAGCACACGGCGUUAUAGAAGUCUGUCAGUCUGUGGUGCAUUCUGGUCUUCUCCGUCCGCAGUCCUGUCUUGUCACUGCUGAAGACCCCCAUCUCCUCUCACUGCUCCCACUGACUGCAAACCGGCGACAUGGGGGCUCAGCUCAGUACGCUUGGAUCAGUCGUUACCUAUCCACUAUGGGUGAUUUUUGGAAUUUUCAAAAGAAUCUUUGGGAAAUCUGCUCCAGCCAUCACAUUGGAGAGUGCAGAUAUAAAAUACCCCCUAAGACUUAUUGACAGAGAGGUUGUUAGCCAUGACACCAGAAGAUUUCGGUUUGCUUUGCCAUCUCCUCAGCAUAUUCUUGGGCUGCCUAUUGGACAACAUAUCUAUCUGUCUGCCCGGAUUGAUGGCAAUCUAGUGGUCAGGCCUUAUACACCAGUGUCCAGUGAUGAUGAUAAAGGCUUUGUAGAUCUGGUUGUGAAGAUCUACUUUAAAGGGAUCCAUCCUAAGUUUCCUGAUGGUGGCAAGAUGUCUCAGUAUCUGGAAGGCCUAAAAAUAGGGGACACCAUAGAUUUCCGUGGUCCUAGUGGGCUUCUGGUCUACAAGGGAAGAGGUACUUUUGAAAUCCGUCCAGACAAGAAAUCUCAACCUGUUACAAAGAAAGUGAAGAAUUUAGGGAUGAUUGCGGGUGGAACAGGCAUAACCCCGAUGCUUCAGCUUAUUCGCGACAUCGUAAAAGAUAAAGAUGAUGAAACAACCUGUUAUUUGCUGUUUGCCAACCAGACUGAGAAAGACAUUCUGCUACGAGAUGAGCUAGAAGAAAUCCAGACGUCCAACUCCUCUCGCUUCAAGCUUUGGUACACGUUGGACAAAGCUCCUGAGGAAUGGAAUUACAGCCAAGGUUUUGUCAAUGAAGAUAUGAUCAAAUCCUCCCUCCCCCCUCCUGGUGACGAUGUCCUUGUUCUCAUGUGUGGGCCGCCGCCAAUGAUCCAGUACGCCAUCAACCCCAGCCUGGAUAACCUGGGUUAUGCCCAAGACCGGAGAUUUGCUUAUUAGAGCAAAAGUGCUUCUCCCUUUCUGUGUUUGUGAGAAAGCCAAAGCUAUUGGUUUACUGGGAGCAACAAGAAAGUCUUCUGAAAGCCUUUGGCAAAAGCUUGUGUUAACCUAGAGAUCCUUGUGUUAUUCUUUGUUCCAAAACAUAUUGACAUUUAGACACCCUCCUUUGGUCAUAUUAUAUUGUGUAAGUGGAAAGAUGAUGCAUUUACCUAAUGUGUAUAUACUCUGUUAUUGUACCAUCCUCACGGGCUUCAGCACCAUGAAGCAGUUAACAUUCUUUCAUUUGGAAAGAUAAAGCCUAGAUCUGUAAGAUUGUUCAUAACUGCUUGUUGGAUUUUGUGUCUGUCACAGGUUCUCAGGCAGCCGGCAGUAACUGUCUACUGGUACAUGUUAUACUUGGAGAUGUUAGAAAAGGACCAGCAAACACUAAUAUAUACAUCAAUCUGACAAUCUACAAAAAGAAGCAAUUGCACCAAAUUAACCAGGCAAAAUCCAUUCCAUAACAGGAUAAACACCUUGGUGAAUGUGACAUUUUUUGUUUGUUUUUUAAAUUCUAGUUUUGUCCCAGUUAUGUCACUCCUUUAAAAUAAGAAUGAAAAGAACAAAGUACAUAAACACAUUUAUAAUUUAAAUACGCUGAAGUGAAAUAUAUAUUAUAUUUAACGGAUGAUUUUUUUUUUCUUUUUUUACCCAGUUUGUUUCACAAAUGAAUUUGCUGAGCAUGUAAUUAUUAUGAAUAUUAAUGUACGAACCUGGCAGAGGGUUUUUUUUCUCCUUUAGAAAUGUCUCCAGUAUAUAAUGACCUGCUCGGUAUUUUAUAAUUUCUUUAUAAAACUAUAUAUGUAUCCAUUUGCACUAUAUCCUGUUUAAAACUUGCUCUGAUCUCUGCUGCUUUACAAUCUGUAGAGGAUUUUAUUUGAUCUCAGAAUACAAACGUAGGCGUUUGUUUAGCUCCUCGCUUUGCAGGUAAGGCCAAUGAAGUAAAAAAAAAAAAAAACUGACUAUUUCAGGCACUUCCUUGCAUAAAUCACUAUUCUUUAUCUUAACCUAUUUAAGCAAUUCCAAUCACAAACUUGACCAUUUACUCUUUCAUUAACACUACAUAAUACUUGUACCACCCUGUACGUAUAACAUCCUAUUACUCUGUUGUGGGGUCACAAUAUGUAUCUGUAGAGAGAUCGGAGGCCAUCCUUAUACUGAGUACGGUUGCUUGAUCAGAGUAUCAGGUAGGGCUUUCCUGACCACCUUAACUGAUCGGGUUCCUUGUAAAGUCACUUUUCUACACCAAUUACAUGUGCUAAGAAUGGAAAGUCAGGUUGUGACAAACUCUUAGUGUGUCAGAGGCUUGAUUUUUCUCUGGGAACAGCUGCCAUUGACUGCUGAAAUUAAUAAAAAAAAAAGGGGGUUUUUAUGUAUUUUCCGUUUUAGGUUACAGCAGUUCUCAGUAAAUAUAUAUCCGGCAGCUGGUUAAAUAAGGUUUAACUAUGCUCUGCACUGGAUGUGCAAUUUACUAUUUGUUACCAUCCAAAGUCAUCUUUCACUGACGGAAGAAAGUUCUCUCUUGCUUUUAUAAUACAAUUGACAACUCUCUAAUAAUUGAGUUUGUAUUUUAAAACAAUACCAUAACAUCAUUCAUUAGUAAUUAGCCCAACACAUCAGAUAAUGCACCUUUGGUUAGAACAGGUUAUCACAUAGAUAAUGUAAAUAACAUUCUCAUAGCAUUGGGAUUUUGUGAGUUUACAAUACCUUUAGCUUGCAUAUUCCAAGAUGGGGGGGAAAGCUUGACAUAUCUAUUGAUGUUCCAUUUAACAUAUUACUGCCCACUGUCUGGAUUGUCGUUAACCUUCUGUUUAAAUCUAUUAGAAUAAUCUGCUCUGUGACACAUCUUGCUAACAUCAGACGUGCAGAUUUGUCGUAUUUAAUGACAUUAAAGAGCCAGUAAACCUUUAUGUAGUAUGUGGCUGACAGCUACAAAUGUCUUGUAUAGAUACAGAGUAUCACACCUUUUUAAAUCCGCUGCAAGUAAAGCUUCAGCAGCCGUUCCCAGGCUGAGACAGGUUUUUGCUAUAUUGCACGUGUCGGUACCUGUAUGUACAGCUUUAUGAAGCAGAUACACACGUGCACUCUCGUCCCUUAACCCAACAAACUAAGGUAAUUUGGAUCACGCUGGAUAACGGGUUAAGGGAUGCAAGUCCACAAGCACGGCUUGUUUGUUUUAGGGAAGCUGUGCAGAACGGUCAUGAAAGAACUUUAGAAAGCGAAUACCACAAACGGUAGCUUUAUAAUUGGCUGUACCACUGUCUGUUAAAGGGACAGUCAACACCAGAAUGUUGUUUAAAAAGAUAGAUAAUCCCUUUAUUACCUAUUCCCCAGCUUUGCAAAACCAACACUGUUAUAUUAAUACACUUUUUACCUCUGUUAUUACCUUGUAUCUAAGCAUCUUCUGACCACCCCUAAUCACAUGACUUUUAGUUAUUAUCUAUCGACUUGCAUUUUAGCCAAUUAGUGCAGUGUCUGCCACUAGCGUGAUCACAAUGCUAUCUAUACGGCCUACAUGAGCUUGCUCUCCCCUGCUGUGAAAAGUAAAUAAAAUAGAGGCGGCCUUCAAGGGCUUAGAAAUUAUCAUAUGAGCCUUCCUAGGUUUGCUUUCAACUAGAAUACCAAGAGAACAAAGCAAAAUUGUUGAUAAAAGUAAAUUGGAAAGAUGUUUAAAAUUACAUGCCCUAUUUGAAAAAUGAAAGGUUUUUUUUUUUUUUUUUUUUUUUUUGGGAUUGACUGUCCCUUUAAGUAAAAAAAGAACCAGUUGCAUCUUGGCAGCUACAAAUGUCCUUUAUAGACAUAGAUUAGCUGUAAGCCACACUCUACUAAAAGCCCCAAAAAAAUUCCCUUAAAUAGUAAAAAUCAUUAAAGGGACACUGAACCCAAAUUGAUUCUUUCGUGCUUCAGAUAGAGCAUACCAUUUUAAGCAACUUUCUAAUUUACUAAUAUUAUAAAUUUUUCUUUGUUCUCUUGCUAAGGAGCCAGACAAUUUUAUGUUUAGAACCCUGGACAGCACUUGUUUAUUGGUGGGUGAAUUUAUUCACCAAUUGGCAAGAACAACCCAGGUUGUUCACCAAAAAUGGGCCGACAUCUAAAUUUACAUUCUUGCUUUUCAAAUAAAGAUAUGAAGAAAAUUUGAUAAUAGGAGUAAAUUAUAAAAUUGCUGCUCUAACUGAAUCACGAAAGAAAAAAAUUGGGUUCAGUGUCCAUUUAAGCAAAUCCAUGUGGACAGUUACUCUAUUCCCAGUUUGUGCAGACCACUUGGCCUUCUAAUCAGUUGUCACUGUGCUAGAACUACACAUCUGGGAAGGCAUGUGAAUCAUUUGUGAUGAUCCGAAUGUGGGAGAAGGUAUCUGCUAGAGGCCUUAGGCUCUCUUUCCGAGCCCGAUUCCUUUUUGAGACCUGGAUUUGCACAAAUGUUAAGGUGUUGCACUUUCACAAGAAGUAAUCUGGCUCUAAAAAGAGCUGAAGGCCACAAGAGGCCGCCUCCUUCUGCAUUCGGAUUAUGGUUAAAGAUCUGAAUGCACAUGCCUACAGGGAAGUACAAUCCUAAACUUCUUCUUUGUAACCCGUUGUGGUUUUAUUUAUUUUUUCCUGUUCUGAUAUGAGCAUGCUAUCCUAAAAUCUUUACUCAUGUAAACUGAGCAAGUAUAGGACAACUACACACGGUUAUGUUAACCUAAAGAAAAGUUUACAUUUUAAGUUACUAUAUGAAUAUGAGCAGUAUUACUUCUGUCUCUACAAGGAGUCGUUGCAUGUCUUGCAAUACAUCUCCUUUUUGUUUUAUGAUACCUUGUUAGUUAUCGUAAGUGAGCUCCGGGGCAUGCACGUGUCGUUAGCCAUCUGGCUGCAAUGUUGGCAACAAUGUUAUACAUAGUUGCAGAGACUUGCCAUAGAGUACUAAAGACGCAUGCACACUCCAGCCUACCUAGCUUUACUCAUCAACAAAGGAUGAGCACAUCUGAUAAUGGUGGCAAAUUAGACAUUUUGUUUAAAAUGCCAGCUCCAUCUAAAUCAUAAAGGUUAGACGUGCAUUCCGUAGUUUUGUUCAGUGCUGAAUGCAGAAGAAGGUGGCUGCUUGUGGCAUUCGGCUAUUUUUCAGAGCUGGAUUUCUUCCUGUAAAAGUGCAAUAUACUAAGAUCUGGAUUUGCACUGAUCUUAGUGAGUUGCACUUUCACAGGAAGAAAUCCAGGUGCACAUGACUUGGUAAAGUCAAAAGCAAACCUUUUAUGUCCUUUUUAAGGGAAAGUAGCCUUUUAUGGAAAAACAUGAUCAUUGUAUCAUCGGGGUAGAUCUCCGUAGAGCACUUAUAAACAGUAUACUUCGUUAUGUGAAUGUAUCUUUUUAAUUAAUGGUAGCCAUUGGAAGAAUAGCCGUGCAAGACUGGGGUACAAAGUCUUGUGGUUCUCUGUGAGCAUUUAGACAUUUUAUCUGUGCCUUAGAUAAGUUCACUAUGCUGCCUGAGUAAGAAUUAUAUAUAUUUUACCAUAGACGUAAUAAGUAGCCAUGUACAGAACAGUAUCACAGUAUUAUAUGGACACUUGUAACUAUUACCUAGUAAUUAUCACAAUAUGUCAGUGGCACUUACUGUGUUAGAACAUUUUAAUCCUAUGGCUUGCUCUGUCACUCAAUGACUAGAUAGUUUUGUAAGAAGUUUGCACCUUUUUGGCACUUCUGUGGGUGAGGUAAAUAUUAUCUAAGAUGUUUUCUGUGUGUAGUUUGAAAUAAAUGCAUGAUCUAGUAGGUGUAUUUUAAAGACAAAAUAAAGAACGAUACGUUGGGUGGCUACACAUACAUCUAUAGACAACUAAGUACAAGAUGGAAGCAUUAUUAAAUACUAGAACAAAUGGCCACACAUUAAGUUUAGCAGGUGAUAGAUUUCAAAUUAAUAUGAGAAAAUGGCACUUAAAGGACAGUAUGAUAUGGAUGAAAUCUAGUGGAAAUGGUGAGCAUUAGCCCAGGAUGCGAUUCUAAGUUUCAUUUGCAUACAUGAAGGACAGUUCUGAAUAGAGUAGACCUCAAACAAAUGUGGGAAGGUGGACCAAAAGAUUCUAAGAUUCCAUCAAUUUCUAUGUUCUUGAUACACGUGGACUUGUGUGGCUGAGAAGGAAUAUUUGACUUGCCUUGGCAGUAUAUAGCUAAUUAUUAUUACUUUAUUUUUUUUAUUCCCUCUCUUAAAAAAAAUAAAAAAAAAAUAAUCUUGCAAGUGUCAUAUCUAAUAGUCAAUCUUUUCCAAGACCAUCAAUAUACACACAAGAUCUUGGUUAGCAUUUGUCUAAAGCUUUCAAUUCCAUAGCCAUGAGAUUUGUUUUAAUAUUUCAAUCUUUUUAUCUUGUGUUUCAUUUUGUGCUAGAAAUUCGCUCAUCCAGCUAUGUUUGGUAUUGUGUUAUUUCUCUUUGGAAAGCACUACAUAUUAGUAAAUGUUAAAAUGCGUUGAUCUUUGUUGUCCAUAUAGAUUUUACCUAACCUCUAUUAGAAGGCUUGUUUGUAAACUCCUCCGCUCUCAAAAGAUUAGUUAUGUGACAACAAAGUCUACGUUUUCAAUUGAAGUGCCUUUGUAUAAUUCGGUGCAUGAAGUAUUUCCUCUUAUGUGCUUCACAAAAGAGUUGUCUGGUCAGAUUACAUUUGUAACAUUUACCAAAGAGUAACUAAUAAAGAUGUAUUUGCUUUUA